Molecule: messenger RNA, 441 nt
Organism: Cladophialophora immunda
Lineage: Eukaryota; Fungi; Ascomycota; Eurotiomycetes; Chaetothyriales; Herpotrichiellaceae
Exons: 1
Coding region: 1-441 (146 amino acids)
Source: RefSeq, a predicted model, not a curated record
AUGGCGCUGGGCCAGUCAUCGUCCGUUUUGGCCUUAAACAUGAGCUUCACCCUUUUGGGACGCCAGCUGGCAAACUUUGGGUCGUUGGGAUGGACGUUGAUCCCAGACGGGGAGCCGAGGACGCUCGUGGAAGCCGGCGAGAGAUCCACGGAUGUCAGCACAGUGACCGCGACGAGCAGCUCGGUCGUACUCUCUACUACUUUCAGCAGCCCCGCCACGACAGCCACGACUGCCAGUGGCUAUCUACCGAUUGUCCAAAAGUGGCGAUCUGCCGGCGGACUUCCCACUCUGACCCCCGACAGCCAACGCGAGGCCAACGCACUCAAAACCAGCACGGACAGUGUCAGCGGCCUCCAGCACGAGCUGAACCCGGGCACGACGGCCCAGGUCUUGGCGCCAGGGGGGGCAGACGAUUUUGAAAACGUCUACGUGGGCGGCUGA